CUCUAACAGUGCUUCCCACUUCUCUGAAUCUUCUGGCUUUCGACGAGCUUGGUCUGAUGGUAACUUGGAAGGCUUAAGUUAUAGUGUUUCUUAUUGUGACAUAGAAGACUUCGGCAAUUCAAGUAAACCAAGAGAGUUUUUUCAUAAACAUAGCAAAUUAACUGGGACCACCAUGUUACAGACAUCACCAUCUUUCUCGAUAUUUACUUCAACUGAUGAGUUUCAAGAUGGAGAGCAUAAUAAUAGGCUGCAAGAUCCUAUCAAAGAAGAACAGGAGAGAACUGUUACAAUAGGAGAGAGCAUAGAAGCUAUGGGUAGUGGUGAAUUCAGUUUUGGUAAUAAGAAGAGUAUAGGGUUGAUUGAGGAGGGGAAGGAGGAUGAGGAGGAAGAAGUUUUAAACGGGAUUCAGAAUCUGAGUGUUGAAGUAGGAAAUGAACCUGUUAGUCCUCCCAUGUAUCUUGCUGCUGGGCUUGGUAUUGACAGUUUUAGUAUUGGUGGUGGUGAGCUUGAUGGGGACUUUUUAUCUCCUGCGAACUUUGAUGAUAGCAGUGAUGUUGAAGAGUAUUAUAGGAAGAUGGUUGAUCAGUAUCCUUGCCACCCUUUGUUUCUGAGAAACUAUGCUCAGGUUUUGCAGUCUAAGGGAGAUCUUCAAGGAGCGGUGGAAUACUAUUCUCGUGCUACACUAGCAGAUCCUGAAGAUGGUGAAAUUUUGGUUCAGUAUGCUAAAUUUGUGUGGGAAAACCUUAAUGACCAAGAUCGAGCCUUGAGCUACUUUGAACGUGCUGCUCAAGCUGCUCCUCAAGAUAGCCAUGUUCUCGCAGCAUAUGCUAGUUUCCUCUGGGAAAUAGGGGGUGACGGGGAAGAGGAUGAAGCACGUCAAGAUCACAUUCAGAUUGAAGAGGAAGAACGUAAGAAAGAAAUUGAAAUCUCAACAUCCAAAGAAGAAAUUGGACUAGUUAGUCCAUCCCUACACCUUGCAGCAGCACUUGGGAUUGAUGUUGCUGAUUCUACUGCAGAUGAAUCCAGCAAAGUUGGCAAUGUUGAGGAGUAUUAUAAAAAGAUGAUUGAUGAGAGCCCUAACAACCCCUUGUUUCUAAGAAAUUAUGCUCAAUUCCUGUGUCAGUCCAAGGAAGACCUCCCAGCAGCAGAGGAAUUUUACAUGCGUGCUAUACUAGCUGAUCCUAGGGAUGGUGAAAUCAUUUCUCAGUAUGCUAAAUUGGUGUGGGAACUUCAUCAUGAUAGAAAUAAAGCAUUGUGCUACUUUGAGAGAGCAGUUGAGGCUACUCCUGGAGAUAGUCAUGUUCUUGCAGCAUAUGCUAGUUUCCUGUGGGAGACGGAAGAUGAGGAAGAAGGUAACUCAAUGCAAGACUGCAUGCAGAUACCUCUUCUCCAUGAACAAGUUAUGAAUGCUGCAAUUGCUUAACUGUUUUGCAGAUAUAGACCAGUUGUC
Quercus robur (English oak) is the source of this 1450-nucleotide messenger RNA. RefSeq lists its product as uncharacterized. Bases 173 to 1423 code for a protein of 416 amino acids. Lineage: Eukaryota; Viridiplantae; Streptophyta; Magnoliopsida; Fagales; Fagaceae. The transcript has 6 exons. The record is from RefSeq and is a predicted model, not a curated record. Gene Ontology annotation, molecular function: protein binding. Gene Ontology annotation, biological process: RNA processing.